GGCUUUGUAUUUUACCCAUCACGAACGCUCGACGCGUUGCGGCUCUCGGACUCCCAUUGUUCCCAACUAGGGAAGGUCAUAAAGCAUCCUCUAUACACCUGCGAGCAUGGCUCAAACACCCACCGCAUCCUCAUCGCUGCAGACCGAGUCGUCACUCAACCACCCGCCACCCGAGGACGACGGCAAGGCGAAGAAGAAGCCAGCGAAGCGGAGGAAGGUCAACCAUGCGUGUCUGUACUGCAGGCGCAGCCAUAUGACAUGCGACGAGGGCCGACCCUGCCAGCGCUGCAUCAAGCGAGAGAUCGGGCACUUGUGCCAUGACGAGCAGCGUCCGAAGCAGCCAGAGAAGCCGUCGUACUCGGCUCCUGCAGCAGAGCAGCGUCCGCAGGUUCAAGCACCUCCAGCGCACAUCUACCCCGCCACUGGAGCCCCUGCCCCACCAGCGCCGGCUUGGCCGCUGAACGUGCCGCAGGGCCCCUUCCUCUACCAGCCCGACACCCUAGGAAAUGAGUUCUCCGUCCUCACCGACUUUCUCGAGACCCUUGAUGACGGCACCUUCUUCACCCCACCCGCCACCAUCACCCCCUCCCUCGUCUCCUCCGCUGCGCCUCCACCGCCCGUGCCCACCACGCAACAGCCACCACCAGCCCCUGUUGCUCUCUCUGCAACUACAACCGCCCCGAGCGCCACCGCCCCCAGCGAGAGUUCUCCCUCCGCCUCGACACCCGCCACCGCGUCCGACGAGCCGAAGAUCAAGGAGGAGCCUGCCCCCGUCAUCCUCCCUGCCGCGACGAAGACCGAGCGCUUCCUCCUGACGGCGGCCGAUCAGGAGUCGGGGUCUCGUGACGAGCGGCUGAAUAGGGUGAUUCGCAGCAAGUACGAAGCGGGUUUGCUCAAGCCGUACAAUUAUGUGAAAGGGUACGCGCGGUUGUCGAGGUGGAUGGAUCGCAAUGUAUCGCAAGCGUCGAAGCAGCAGAUCUUGCAACCUCUGUCCGUCUUGAGACCGAAGUUCCGCGCCGUUGCGCAAUCAUUACGCGACAUCGACCUCGUCUUCAUCGAAGAAGCCUUCGAGCGCAUGCUCCUCGACUACGACCGUGUAUUCUCCGCCAUGGGCGUCCCGGCGUGCUUGUGGCGCCGCACCGGUGAAAUAUACAAGGGCAACCGCGAAUUCACCGAGCUCGUCGGCGUGGAUGGGUACAUGAUGCGGGAGGGUCGCCUCUGCAUAUACGAGCUCAUGGCGGAGGAGAGUGCCGUGAACUACUGGGAGAAAUACGGUCAUGUCGCGUUCGAUUCGAGCCAGAAGGCCGUGCUUACUUCCUGCGUGCUUCGGUAUAAACCGAACCUGAAUAGCGCGACAGCGAAGGACGGUAAUCCUGUAUCUAACGAGGAGGGCUUCGUCAAUUGUUGCUUCUCCUUCACCAUCCGGCGCGACAAGUGGGGAAUCCCCAGCAUGAUCGUCGGUAAUUUCAUCAAGUGCUGAAUAUUGAACGAUAUAAGUAGAGUAUCUAUGUAACCCUUCCGCCCCGUAUACUACUAUCGAGGGCUUGUACACUAAUAGAGAAUCUGUUUCGGAAUCGUCGAAGCAGCAGGGCGAAGCAUGGGCAAGCAACUGCAAGUCAGUAGUAAGUAUACCUCACGACACCAUCACAUCCUCUUCCCCAACGCAACAUGCUCCCUGAACAUCAUCUCCCAGUCCGGGUCGUACUCCCUAUACUCCGCCGGCGGGUCCUCGAAAAUCGCCGGAAUCAACCUCGUAAUAUGGUACCCCUCCAGCGUCGCAAUCAUCAGCGCACUACCCGG
Molecule: messenger RNA, 1800 nt
Organism: Schizophyllum commune H4-8
Lineage: Eukaryota; Fungi; Basidiomycota; Agaricomycetes; Agaricales; Schizophyllaceae
Exons: 10
Coding region: 107-1480 (457 amino acids)
Biological process (GO): regulation of DNA-templated transcription
Cellular component (GO): nucleus
Molecular function (GO): zinc ion binding; RNA polymerase II transcription regulatory region sequence-specific DNA binding; DNA-binding transcription factor activity, RNA polymerase II-specific
Source: RefSeq, a predicted model, not a curated record